AAAAGACACAAAUAAAUUACACUCUUCAAAGCAACCAGCUACAAGAAUACGACUCCAAAUGCAGUCACAACAACCACAUCUCUCACACAACAUUAAAAAAACAACUUAAAACAUAUAUUUUCCAUAGAUACUUGAUGGUUAAAUGUUGACCUCCCUUAAAGAAAGACCAACCCUCUCUCUCCCAAGAGGUAUUGAUCUGGCUUUGUGAAAACUAUUACAAUGGUCUCACUUUGAAUUACAGUUUUUCUCGAUUGGUUUGGCUCAUUUCUUGAAACCGAGAUGACAUUCUCAAAAUAACAUGGACAAAUCUCCAAACCACCUUGCAAUUGUUCACAACAGAAUGUCAUUUUUCAUUGGUUUUAUCAAAUUGCAAAUGCUUUAGUACAUGUCUCAAGUGACUUUGCUUUUUUUCAAAUGAUUAUGUACAAGUAGCUACAGUUAGCACAAUGAGCCCACAUUUAGCACAUUUUCCAAAUAAAUAGUUCUUGCUGAUCUAAACUGAUUAGUUGAUUUUUCAGUGAAAUGGUUACUCUCUCCAAAACAUAUCAGCAUGGUUUCAUUGUGUAAGUCAUCAUAUGCACAAUUGUCUGUUCAACUGUCAAAAUUAGUCAAAGAUAUAAUACCAUGAAAGAAUUUCUUGGAACAUUUGAUAAAUUUAUGACAGUACUUGACAAUCAAUCAGGUGAAAUUAGAACUAACGAAGGAGCAGUUUCCCAUAUCUCAGAUGACCAAUCAAACAGUUUGUUUAGUUACCUGACAGGUGUUGUCUAUGAUUAUGACUGCUGCCAAAAGUAUAUAGACAGAGCUUGGCCCGGGGCCAGUUUCAUUUGCAGUGUGAACAUGGAAGCACAUCGCCAAGUACAACAGAAACUUCCUGCUCGAGGAAGAAGAGGAAGAGGAGGAGUGAGAAUGCGUGGAGGAAUAGGGGGAAGAGGCCGAGGAGCACGGAGGCACCAUGAUGUCCCAGAUGAAAUCCGGGCCACCCUUAUUGACCACGUUAUAAACCAUCGCCUCACAAUGGCAGAGGCAGGUCGCCGAGUGCAGCCUAAUGUGCCUCGGUCUACAGUCUCCUCCAUCAUCCAAACCUUUCGCAGGGAAAACAGGAUUGGACGACAGCCUCAAGUGGGUGGCAGAAGAAAACUUCUAAAUGAACAACAAGAACGAGAAAUAUGCAACAUGGUCAUUGCAAAUAAUGCCAUCACACUGAGACAGAUUCGUAAUGCAAUCCUUCUAGACAAUGUAAUGUUCCAAAAUAUAAACUCUAUCAGCAUCUCCACAAUAGACCGUGUAUUGAAGAAACAUCAGAUGACCAUGAAACGGAUUUACAGGGUACCAUUUGAGAGAAACUCUGACAGAGUGAAAGAGAUGCGGUACCAGUAUGUGCAUGUAAGUCAAAUACUGGUUGUCUAUCAUUGUAACACUAUUACAGUACGACAUGGUUACCACUUUUUUUUUGUUUUGCUUUAUCCUUUUUACCUUCAGAAUCCAGCUUUGUGUGACUAGAGCAUUUU
Messenger RNA from Triplophysa dalaica, 1511 nucleotides. RefSeq lists its product as uncharacterized. The coding region runs from base 625 to 1503 and encodes 292 amino acids. Lineage: Eukaryota; Metazoa; Chordata; Actinopteri; Cypriniformes; Nemacheilidae. The transcript is spliced from 2 exons. The record is from RefSeq and is a predicted model, not a curated record.